Messenger RNA from Xyrauchen texanus (razorback sucker), 1668 nucleotides. RefSeq names its product phytanoyl-CoA hydroxylase-interacting protein-like. The transcript is spliced from 5 exons. Gene Ontology annotation, cellular component: cytoplasm. Gene Ontology annotation, molecular function: protein binding. The record is from RefSeq and is a predicted model, not a curated record. Bases 109 to 1245 code for a protein of 378 amino acids. NCBI's taxonomy places the organism in Eukaryota, Metazoa, Chordata, Actinopteri, Cypriniformes, Catostomidae.
CCCGUGGGAGAAAGAGAGAGCACCGAGAGAGAAAAGAAGAGGUGAAGAUCUUUGUCCUGCGGCACUGCAGUUACACUCACUAUCGGAAUAGCGUUCAUUAGAGGCUGAAUGAUGGAGGUUCCUCGCGUGGGGGACAGCGUUAUUAGCCCCACGAGCCCGUGUGAGGACAUGAUGAAGAAUCUUAGUUUGGAUGCAAUCCAGCUUUGUAAGGGAGAAGGAAAUAAGUCCCUCGACAGUGGCAUCGCAGAGAUGGAGGAACUUCCUGUUCCCCAGAACAUCAAAAUCAGCAACAUCACGUGCGACUCCUUUAAGAUCUGCUGGGACAUGGACUCCAGAGCAAAGGAGCGCAUCACACACUACUUUAUUGACCUCAACAAGAAAGAAAACAAGAAUGCCAACAAGUUCAAACACAAGGACGUUCCAACUAAGCUGGUAGCAAAAGCAGUUCCUCUACCUAUGACAGUUCGAGGACACUGGUUCCUGAGUCCGCGCACUGAGUACACGGUGGCCGUUCAGACCGCAUCCAAACAGGGUGAUGGAGACUACGCCGUGUCAGAAUGGAGUGAGAUCAUUGAAUUCUGUACAGCCGAUUAUUCCACUGUCCAUCUCACACAGUUGUUGGAGAAAGCUGAGGUCAUCUCUGGCAGAAUGCUGCGGUUUUCUGUCUUUUACCGAAACCAGCAAAAAGAGUAUUUUGACCAUGCAAGGGAGUCGCAAAACAACAAGAUGUUGCCGUCAGUAAAGGACAACAGCGGCAGCCACGGCUCGCCCAUCAGUGGGAAGCUAGAGGGCAUUUUCUUCAGCUGCAAUACUGAAUUCAACACAGGCAAACCCCCACAGGACUCACCAUAUGGCCGCUACCGCUUCCAGCUAGUAGCCGAAACGCUCUUCAACCCCGAGACAAACCUGUAUUUUGCCGACUUCUACUGCAUGUAUACGGCCUAUCACUACGUCAUUCUGGUGAUCGCUCCGAAGGGCUCGGCAGGAGAUGAAUUCUGCAAACAGCGUCUUCCGGCACUGGAUAUCAGCAACAACCGCUUUCUGACCUGCACAGAGGGUGAAGGCAGACAGCUGGUGUUCCACCAUGCCCAGGACGUUAUCCUGGAGGUGAUCUACACCGAUCCAGUGGAUCUGAGCCUGGGAACGGUAGCUGAGAUCAGCGGUCAUCAGCUCAUGAGCAUGUCAACAGUCAAUGCCAAGAAAGACCCAAGCUGCAAGACCUGUAACAUCAGUGUGGGACGUUAACUCUUCAACCGGACCCUUCUGCUGCCUUGAACAGCUGCCUUCUCCUGUCGCCGUCCCAUCAUCCUCCUGUUGAACUUACCAAUAAUUUCCUUAUGAUGUCUUAAAGGCUUUGUUCAGACAGCCAGAAAAAUCCCAUUUUUGUCAUAUGUGACUCAAAUCUGUCAGGUUGUUUGCAGUGUGAACAGCAAAACAUACUUAAAAUCUGAUGUUUUUCUAACCGAUCCAAAUCCACAGGAAUAGUUUUGGUUCCCUCACAAUACCUUUAUCCAUCCCUUAUGAAAAUGUACCAUGGUUUACUAUAUAAUUUACUAUAGUUCAUCUAUGCUAUUUGUAGUAAAAACAUAACCACAAAGUUUACAUUGGUUUUCCUACAGUAACCAUUAUAAUGGUUAAAAUGAAUAUAUAUAUAUAUAUAUAUAUAUA